This is a messenger RNA of Cheilinus undulatus (humphead wrasse), 1809 nucleotides long. It is a transcript of the gene saal1, whose product is annotated as serum amyloid A-like 1. The record is from RefSeq and is a predicted model, not a curated record. Lineage: Eukaryota; Metazoa; Chordata; Actinopteri; Labriformes; Labridae. The transcript has 13 exons. The coding region runs from base 188 to 1576 and encodes 462 amino acids.
GCAUUCACAUUGAGAUCGUGGCCAACCAAGAAGAAGACUGCGCACGACGUAACCUGUUCACGCAUGCGCAUAGGGAUUCUUUGUGAAAAUGGAGGUUGUUUGAAAUGUCUUCUGUGAUAUUGUUUACGAUUGUAAAAUGGCAUUAUAUGCCAGUUUCUAAAUAGUUAUCUUACAAGGAGUGGCCACUAUGGACUCUGUGGGGGAAACCGAGAGAUCCCCGUCUCCAUCUGUAAAACAGUCUCCUGAAACGGACCGAAACCCGUCACCACCCCGAGACAAGGCUGAUAGAGAGGAAGAUGUUGACGCCAUUGGAGACACCAUUUACAGCAAAAACUGGCUUUUCAGCACUCUGACUCGUCUUGUCAAUAUGGUCACUGAACAUUCAGAGGUGGACUCUGAAGGUCAGAUGCAGCUUGCUGCUGAUGAUGAGGAGGAUCUAUGUAGAGUCUGGGAUAUGGCAAUGGAUAAGGAUGUUGCAGGUUUUCUGCAGGAAUUCAAAGCCACCGACAUCCUUCUAGGUGUGAUAGCUAAAUCACGCUGUCCACGUCUCACAGAAAUUUGUGUUGGAAUACUUGGGAACAUUGCCUGCUUUCCUGAAACUUGUCUGACUCUUAGCCAAAAUGAAGACUUGGGUGCUGUGCUGUUGCUUCUUCUCGGUGAACCAGAUCCUCCCACCCUUCUAGAAACAAGCAGAUUGCUGCUGACCUGUUUGUCUCAGAAAGAUGUCUGUUCCCUGUGGCUUCAGCGAAUACGACAGGAGACAUCUGUGCUCUUCAACCUCUGUUUUAUCAUGUUCUGUUCCACCAACACUGACCUGCUGGAGAAGGUUGGAGAGCUGGUUGACAAACUCUUUGACCUUGAUGAAGAGCUGAUGAAGAGUUGGAUCACGGCUAAGCCAAGUGAGGAGGAGGAGGGAGCUAAUGGUGACAGCCGUCAGGAUCUGGCUUCAUCCCUUCUUGAGGCAGCCAAGCAGCUGAGAUCACAGAGUCUGAAUGGAUUGGAGAUUUAUCUUCAUGCCUUCCAACUCCUGACCACCACAGAGGAAGGCAUUCAGACUUUUGCUGCCCCUGAUGGACCUGGUGAAGUGGUGUGGGACUUUGUGUGUGACGUUGUAUGUCAGGACCUCUGCCAGUCAGAUGAUCUCUCAGUUGUCUUGCAAGAGCAGAAGAGCAUUUUGAUUCAGGCGUUUGCUGUCCUGCAGGCACUUUACAGAUGCCGGGAUCAGUGGCAUAACAGAAGUGAUGCAAGCAUUCCCCUUAUUGGGACAGUUUUGCGGGUUCUUCAGUACCAUAGUGAUACUAAAAAUGGUGACACCAGUAAAGAAGACACAACAGACGAACAGCUCCAAACUCUAGCAGAGAUCACAGCUGAGUUUCUAGCCGACAUCUGCGCUCAGAUUCCCAAGGAAACUGUGGCAGAUUUGGUGAAGAAAGGUUAUCUUACAGAGAAGACUUGUCUAACAGCAGCAGGCUGUUUAGCUCACAACUACAAGACUUCUUUUCAGCACCUGCAGUCCACGCUGUCAGAGACUGAUCCCCGACUGGCAGACCUUGUGAGGGAACAGUUUCCUGUGUGAGAAGCCACUCAUCCUGAGUCUCGCCUCGGCUUUUUAUAGUCACUGCUAUUUCCUCUCCAAGGAUCCUGCUUUAAGUUGUACUGUUUGGAUUUCCACUUAACAAAGAUGUCACAUCAUUACAAGCUGUGGACAGUAUGACAAAGACUGUAUGAUUCUGUUAUUUUUAAUAUGAAUGCUGUUUUUGUAUAAAAUGAUAUGACUUUUAUUAAAUGGGUGUUUUCUCUGAAAAGUCA